GUACUUCGGAUUGGGUUCUUUCGUCCCCAUCUUCAAAACCUCAACGCCUCCCUCACCCUCGGUUCUCUCUCCCCACUCUCUCCAGUAUAGAGAGUGAAAGCAAGGAAAGCCAUAGAAGAGAAAACGCUAAUCCUUCGCAGGAGAAUCCGCCAAUCUAUCCAAACUGGAUAAUUCGAAGCAGUAAAUUCCCAGAAAAUGUCUCACACGGUGUUCCAAACGGCUCAACUCAUGCCUAUCUACACCUCAACAAUCCCCACUUCCAAAGUGGUCUCAUCACCGAAGCAGUUAUUGCACCCUGCCGGCGCCCUUCACCGCCUGCCGCUGCCGCAGGCAGUGGCCGGGAAGAUGAGGAAGUCGUGUAUUAGGGCCUCGUCGUCAUCUGUGGUGGACGGAGAUGCCGUUUCAGCCUUGGAGCGCUGCUUUCAGGCUUCGCCGCCGGCGGAUUGUCCGUCCUCAACUUCUUCGCCGGGGUCUCCUGUAAUGUUCGCGCCAGUUAUGAAGGGAGGGAAGUAUGGAUCGCUCGGUGCCGUUACUUUGGAGAAAUCCAAGCUCGAUAUGACCCAGAAACAAACUAAGUCUAGCCCUGAGCUUUCAACUGGAGGUGGAGGUGGAGAUAUUGGGAAAAGCAUUUUUCACGGUGGUGGUGAUGGAGGUGAUGAUGGUGAUGAUGACGAUUACAUGGAUGACUUUGAUGAUGACGAUGAAGGAGAUGAGGGUGGAUUGUUCAGAAGGCGAAUGAUUCUUCAAGAGCUUUUUGAUCGGAAAUUUGUUGAUGCGGUCUUGAAUGAGUGGCAGAAGACAAUGAUGGACUUACCAGCUGGAUUAAGGCAAGCAUAUGAGAUGGUAAAUUGUCUCAUUGUUUUCUCUAGUUUAAUGAUAUCUAUUGGCAGAAUUCUGAACAGUGUUUGCAUCCAGGGUCUGGUCAGCUCUGCACAAAUGGUGAAAUUUUUGGCUAUAAAUGCCAGACCUACAACAGCUAGGUUCAUUUCUCGGUCGAUUCCUCAAGGACUUUCGAGGGGGUUUAUUGGCAGGAUGAUUGCAGAUCCAGCAUUUUUGUACAAGUUUCUUCUUGAGCAAGCAGCUACAAUUGGAUGCUCAGUUUUGUUGGAGGUUAAAAAUCGCAAGGAGAGGAUAAAGCAAGAGUGGGAUCUUGCCCUAGUUAAUGUGCUCACAGUAACGGCCUGUAAUGCUAUUGUGCUGUGGUCUCUUGCUCCUUGUCGUUCAUAUGGAAACACUUUCCGCUUUGAUCUGCAAAAUACAUUGCAAAAGCUCCCAAAUAAUAUAUUUGAAAAGAGCUAUCCGCUAAGAGAAUUUGAUAUGCAGAAGAGAUUUCAAUCAUUCUUCUACAAGGCUGCUGAGUUGUGUAUGGUUGGAUUAACCAUGGGAGCUGCUCAAGGUGGUAUAUCAAAUUUUUUGGCCAGUAAAAAAGAGGGAAGGUUGUCUGUGAGUAUUCCAUCAGUGAGCAAUAACGCACUUGGUUAUGGAGCAUUCCUUGGCCUAUAUGCAAAUCUGCGUUAUCAGUUGUUGUGUGGCUUUGACCAAACAAUGAUGAACUACUUUGAUGUUAUUGGAGUUGCUCUCUGCUUUAGCACCGCCCUCAGGGUAAUGAAUGUUCACGUUGGAGAGACAUCAAGGCUGGCUUGGCUCGGGGUGGAGCCAGAUCCACUGGCCCAUGCAGACGAUCUCCUGAAAGCAGCUUACAAUAGACCAUCCGAGGGUAUUGAUCAGACUUCUUCGAAAUGGUUUAUAUCCAAGAACGCCAUAGUAUCUGGGCUUGGACUUCUUGGGAUCAAACAGGGCCAAGGCGGCUCAGUCACUGAGGGCGAAGCAGUGCCACCCAAAGCUAGGAGAAAAAGAGUAGUCAGGAAAAAGGCAACAGCAAAUAGAACAGCAUAGUUGAUACAAUAGCAACCAAUUGUUCGAUUUUGCACAUGUCUGGGAUAAGGAUUUGCCGAUUCAGAUGAUAGUUUUUCGCUUCGUGAGAGCCUGACCAAGAAAGUUUCUUUGACAAUGAUGCAUGCAGAUGCCACCACACAAGCUCCUACAGUGAUCAAGAGAGUGAUAUGCUGGGGGGAAUUUUGCUCCUUAUCUCUAGCUAAUUUUUGGUGAUGUUGAGAAUUUAUGAUUCUAAUAAAGAAGUGUGAAAGAUUUGAGAUUGUUGGAGCUACUUUCUUCUAACAGGAAAAUACAUAUUGUUUCCCCAUUUAGUUAAGCUAGUCUUUUUCUUUUCUUUUCUUUAAUUAGAGCUGUGUUUCUCCUAGGUGAAAAGUUUUGUUGUUGAGAUUAAAUGCUUUCAUUCUUAGAAUGCUAAUGCUUUUCUUCAUUUUAGCUA
Molecule: messenger RNA, 2332 nt
Organism: Ipomoea nil (Japanese morning glory)
Lineage: Eukaryota; Viridiplantae; Streptophyta; Magnoliopsida; Solanales; Convolvulaceae
Product: protein RETICULATA-RELATED 1, chloroplastic-like
Exons: 7
Coding region: 196-1896 (566 amino acids)
Biological process (GO): plant organ development
Cellular component (GO): chloroplast inner membrane
Source: RefSeq, a predicted model, not a curated record